AUGCAUGUUUGCUCUACCUACUUUGAAAAGUCAAUUACAAAGCUUAACCAAGAUGAAAGAAAGCUAUUGUUUAAGAUAAUAUUUGAUGCAAUGGGUUGGAAAAUAAGCAAACACAAGAACAAACUCAGUAAAUACAGAGGUGUCUUUAGAACAAUUGCAAGCAACCUUAAGAAAAAGAAGGGUGCAAAACAAAAUGAAUCAGUAAAGAAGAAGAAGACAGAACUUGAGGAGACCAUCUCAAAAAAGAGAAAAGAAAGAGAGGAAAACAAUGAUUCUGGAUCAUCCUCUUGUGAGGAAGAAACCAUUGAAGAGGAUUCCACUGAUGAUAUGAGUGAUGAUGAAUGUUGA
Molecule: messenger RNA, 348 nt
Organism: Naegleria gruberi
Lineage: Eukaryota; Heterolobosea; Eutetramitea; Acrasida; Naegleriidae
Exons: 1
Coding region: 1-348 (115 amino acids)
Source: RefSeq, a predicted model, not a curated record